AUGUCCAUUGAAAACCAAAUAAAAAAAGUGUAUCCAGGAGAUUUUAAUCCAGAACUAUGUAUUCUUCCAAAAGUACUCAAUACAACAAUUCAUCCACUUGUAUCUUCUUUCUUCGGUUUAGGAAACGACCGCAUUAUUACCAGAUAUACAAAGUUAAAUCCUCAAGUUGAUGUAAAUGUUUUGAAAAAUUGUUUAGAAUAUGAACCAAAGUUUUAUAAAUGGGCAG
Racocetra persica is the source of this 226-nucleotide messenger RNA. NCBI's taxonomy places the organism in Eukaryota, Fungi, Glomeromycota, Glomeromycetes, Diversisporales, Gigasporaceae. The record is from the annotation of a GenBank genome assembly.